Messenger RNA from Polyodon spathula (Mississippi paddlefish), 4025 nucleotides. Its product is annotated as B-cell lymphoma 6 protein-like. Gene Ontology annotation, biological process: regulation of transcription by RNA polymerase II. Gene Ontology annotation, cellular component: nucleus. Gene Ontology annotation, molecular function: protein binding; DNA-binding transcription factor activity, RNA polymerase II-specific; RNA polymerase II cis-regulatory region sequence-specific DNA binding. Lineage: Eukaryota; Metazoa; Chordata; Actinopteri; Acipenseriformes; Polyodontidae. Bases 511 to 2403 code for a protein of 630 amino acids. The record is from RefSeq and is a predicted model, not a curated record. The transcript is spliced from 12 exons.
CUUGCGUUCUGUUUUCAGAUCCCCGAUUUCUUUUCUUGGCCGUGUUUAUUUCCUGGCGUGAGCGGAGCGCCAGGACAUUUUUCGAAAGAAAAACACAAGCGCUUUCCUGCCAUUACUAAAAAUACAAGCCGUUUCCCCUGGCGUUCCUGGCUGCUUCCUGUCCCUGCGGGGGCCCGAAACAGGAAGCCAGCGUUCUGGAGCAGGCUCGCUCAUCCCGUGCGACGUUAUAAAGGGUCCCUCCCUGGCCGGGGAGAGGGGAGAAGGCAGAGGGACGGACGGUCGAGGCAGGCACUCGAUCCCACAGUCCGCAGGAAUAAUAUUCCUAAGCGCUGGUUCGCUCCAUCCUGGGAAAAAAAAAAAAAAGAUUUUCACACAAGCGUUGUUUUUACAGUUGUCACCCCUGCAGGUCAGGGUACGGACUGCGAGCUGGCCUCGUUUCAUGGAUGUAUUGGUACUCCCAUCCACUCCAGCGCUGUCAUCACAGGAAGGAACCACAACUCUAGAUUCGUCAUGGGCUCGUCUCGCCCCGCAGUGGCGGAGGGAUACGGGAAGGAGUUCUUUGUCAGCACGGGCGUUGUGCCGGCAGAGGGAUACGUGAAGGAGUUCACCCGGCACUCGAGCGCCGUGCUUCGGAACCUGAACGAAUUGCGACUCCGCGAGAUCCUGACUGACGCCACGCUGCUGGUGCGGGGAGCGAGACUGCGCGCCCACCGGGCCGUGCUCAUCGCCUGCAGUGGCUUCUUCUACUCCCUGUUCUCUCGCUGUGGCCCCGGGGCCCUGGGCGUCCUCUACCUGCCGGAGUCCCUGGACCCCGAGGGGGUGUCCCUGCUGCUGGACUUCAUGUACUCGUCCCGCCUGCCGCUGUCCCCGCGCAGCGUGGGCGGGGUGCUCGCUGCCGCCACCUACCUGCAGAUGGAGCACGUCGCAGACGCCUGCCGCUCCUUCAUCCGGGGCAGUGGGGAGCGAGAAACCUUUCACCCGAGACCAGGCGUAGAUUUACCCUCCGCUGGGGUCUCUCUACCGCCCCCUGCAGUCCUGCUGAGCGGAGGUGUGCACCCCCUGACCCCCGCUCUCACCCCGCAGCCUGGCAGCGGCGGAGCUGUACCUGUCAACGCACUCCGUGCUCCGGUAGCGCGCAAGCCAUCCUCCACGCCACACGGGGGCGCUGUCCAGGACUCCCACAGAUUGCAGGGAGAAAUGCCCGGAUUCUGUGGCCUGAGGCUAGAUUUGGAGUCUGACCCACCGGGAGCCGCUCUGGCUGGGGUGAAGAUGGAGGUGGAUGAGAAGGGCCAGGGGAAGCUUUUGGUGCUGAGGCAGGGCGCUGUAUCCCCCCUCCCCACCCCAGACAGCCCCUCCCGCUCCAGCUGUCACCCCAACUCCCCCUCAGAGGCCAGCGGCUGCGGGAACCAGCCCCCACACGACCCCACAAGCACUACUGUCACUGAACCCAGUCUGAAUCGAGACCCUAAGGCUUGCAACUGGAAGAAGUACAAAUACAUUGUCCUGAACCCGCUGUGCAGAAGAGCUUCCAUCAAAGGAGAGGAAGGGGAGGGGCUGGAGGAGGGGCCAGAACCCUGCAACCACACCCCCACUGACAUGGACAGGCGGGACUCCCCUGCCAGCCCCGCCCAGGAGGCAGAGCAUGAGGCAGAGAGGAGCCAAUUGAACAGGUGCUUUUGCUGUCAGGUCUGUCAGCAGAGUUUUCAGCAGGUCUCUGAACUCUGUCAUCACAUCCUGGUCACGCACCCCGGCGAAGACCUCCCACAAUUCCCCUCUCCCGUUCCAGACUGCGCCACAGUGGGAGGAGCCUAUACCUGCUCGCUGUGUCAGCGCCACCUCACCAAGGAGGAAGCCCAGCAGCGCCACUUCCUGUGUCGCCGUGGCGACGGAGACUGCGACGACAAUCCCAGCCAAACAAGCGUCAAGUGUGACAGCUGCUGCUCGGAGUUCCGUUACCGCGGCAACCUGACCAGCAACAAGACCGCCCACCGAGGUGAGAAGCCCUAUCGCUGCAGCGUGUGUGGGGCGCAGUUCAACCGUCCCGCCAACCUCAAGACUCACUCCCGAAUCCACUCUGGAGAAAAGCCCUACCCCUGCGAGACCUGCGGGGCUCGCUUCGUACAGGUGGCUCACCUGCGUGCUCACGUUCUCAUCCACACCGGAGAGAAGCCGUACCCGUGUGAGACGUGCGGCACCCGAUUCCGACACCUGCAGACGCUCAAGAGCCACGUGCGCAUCCACACGGGGGAGAAGCCGUACCACUGCGAGAAGUGCGACCUUCACUUCAGACACAAGAGUCAGCUAAGACUGCACUUGAGACAGAAGCACGGAGCGGUCACCAACACCAAGAUCCGGUACAAGGUUCUGUCGGACCCCUAUAGAGCGCCCGUCAGCUCCUGCUAGACCCCCUUCCCCGUCAGGCGGGCUCCGCGGCAUGGAGAUAAUGUGCUUCUGCUAGAGCUGACCCAAACACUGGUCCCACGUUAGCUGAAAAGCUGUAGGGCAGCACAGCUGUACGGUUUCGAUCUUUUAUUUCACGUCAUGCAAUCAAAAGAGAAGGCAAAAAAAAAAAAAAAGUCUAUACCGGAAUCCAUAACAGUAGAGUUAGAUUUUCGAAAUGUUGCCUUUCUUAAUUGCUAAACUAAGUAUAUGGGAAACUGCCAAGCUGUGUGUAAUUCUGUAUGUUGAACAUUAUUCAGCAGGUUUCAUUGGACUUUAUGAAGCAGAAUGUGUUCAUUCUAUAGGGGGUUUCUAUAUGUUACACUAGUCUAUAUUGCUAUAUUACACUAGUCGAAAUGGCUAUGUUUGCAGGCUGUUCUCAUGCAUUCCUGAUCGAGUCUUCAGAGAAGUUGAAAUAAGGUGAUUUUUUUUUGUUUGUUUGUUUUUUGUUAAGGUAUGUAAGAUUCAAUUGUGCUAUCAAGCCCUUUCAGUAUCACUUCAGAUGAACUUAAACAGGGACUCUAUUCAAGGGGCAUUGCAUUGACUGCAAUGGAGCUGUGUUGUAGUAGACAGUAUUACACUGAACACAGUUUGUAUGUAAUGUUUCAAUGUUGAUACCGUGUCUUAUCAGUCUUGAAGCAGAAUGAGAGAGAGCUGUGAGUAACUCAUUGCCUCCUCUUUAAAUAUUAUAAGAUGCUGUUGAUGCUUUGAGAGCAGUUAACUACAGUAUCUAUGUAUCAGAAUAUUGAAAUAAAAAUGUAAUUAAAUAAUUUUGCUGGCCAAAGAUGUCUGCUGAGAAAAACCAAUCUUGUUUAUGUAAAAUGAUUAUGUUUUCCAUUGUGGCUGGAUUAUCCUGGGCUAGUUAGUCAAAGAUAUUUGCUCCUGAUUGUCGCUAGCGAUAUUCGACCUGUUCUACACUCCCAUUGGCUACAUGGGUCCCCAAGUGUGCAGUUUUGAAAGAAGCACCUGUUAUAUCAAAAAGGGAUUUUAAAAAUUCCUUCUUUUGCCCAGUCUCCCUAAAUUCCAGACUGGUGUCUGCUGGUUCCCAGUUCCUGUGUGUUACUGGGGCUUAGACAGAACCGAUGGUGCGGUGCGCUGUGCAGGAGCUGUCUUGUUUUGUAAAAAAAAACAAAAAAAAAAACAUGGAAAUGACGUUUCAUACAACCUGCCCGUCACGAAGGAGGAAACGCAGGAAAACGUUGCAUUAAGAAAAAAGCAGAGAGUCAGUAAAGGAGAUGUUUUCAUUUACACGACUGUCUGCUUGGCAUGGAGAGGAAUAAAAUGUACUUUUGGAGCAAUUUUCAAACAAGAGACUGAGGGUGGAGAUUUAUUAUUUUUUCUACACUCAGGGGGCCCUCGCUCACUAAAUAUCUUGAACAGAUCUCCUCUUUUAAAUAUAUGAGAUAAUAUAGAACAAUUUACUCCCGGUGUAGAAUGGCUGUGUGUAAUACGAUGUCGUUUCCAUGGCAGCGACGUUCCCUUUAUUUCGAUUGUAUUGCAAUGUCCGGGUUAUUUGCAAAGCUGGCUUUGUUUUCUGUUACUGCCCUGUCUGUCCGCUUCUUCAAUAAAGCUCUGGUAUCCUCUCA